Messenger RNA from Tricharina praecox, 1413 nucleotides. RefSeq lists its product as uncharacterized. The record is from RefSeq and is a predicted model, not a curated record. Gene Ontology annotation, molecular function: mRNA binding. Bases 93 to 1022 code for a protein of 309 amino acids. NCBI's taxonomy places the organism in Eukaryota, Fungi, Ascomycota, Pezizomycetes, Pezizales, Pyronemataceae. The transcript is spliced from 6 exons. Gene Ontology annotation, biological process: mRNA export from nucleus. Gene Ontology annotation, cellular component: nucleus.
UCGUCGUCCUCGUCCCUUCUCACUUCACAACCUACCGCUCACUCCACCCAACCACCUCUUACCCCAAAUCUCUUCAGUCACAAGUCGCCGCCAUGGAUAGAGCUCUGGACGAAGUCGUUCGCGAGAGGCAGCAGAACAACAGGAAUAGAAGCCAGCGCCGUAGCACGCCCCGUGGCGGAGGCGGAGUUCGAAAGCCCACCUCCAACUCUGGGAGGAACGGUUACGACGAGUCUAGAUUAUGGGUCCACGACAAAUUUGACGGCGACGAGGCGCCGCCGAGGAGACAGGCGGAUCGCGGUGACAGGGGCGACAGGGGCGACAGGGGCGCGGCUUCCCGAGCUCCUUCCCAAGGCACCAAGAUCAAAGUCUCGAACCUGCACUACGAACUCGGUGAAGACGAACUACUCGACCUCUUCCGCCGCAAAGGCCCCGUCCUAAAGCUCGAGAUGGUAUACGACCGCGCUGGCCGCAGCGAAGGCACCUGUUUCGUAUCGUACGCGCGCGAGUCGGACGCGGCCAACGCGGUGCGCGACUUCGACGGCGCGAAUGCCAACGGCCAGCCGAUCACCGUCUCCCUCGUCUCGCUGCCUCCGAGGGGCCUCUUCGAGCGCAUCAAGCUCAAGAAUCCCGAGGAGCCCGUGCUCAAGGAUGAGAGGAGGGACCCGACCAGGAAGCCGACGCCACCGGGUAUCGACAGGUACGUUCCGCCAGAACGACGACGUGGCGGCGGCGGAGGUGGUGGCGGUAGGGAUGGCGGUGGAGGUGGAGAGAGGACGCAGAGUGGUCCUAGACCUGUAAGAGAGGACAGGGAGAGGGAGAGGGGUGGUGGCCGUCGUGGUGGACGGGGCGCAGGAGCUACCAGUGGCGGCGGCGGCGCUGGAGGUGGAAACGUCAGGCCCAAGAAGACGGUCGAAGAGCUGGACGCCGAGAUGAACGACUACUUUGGAAGUGCGCAGGAUGAGGUCCCCGCAGCUCCACCCGCUGCCGCCCCGGUAGCAGACGAUGCAGACAUGAUAUUGUAAGGCGGGAGCGUGAGCGACUGUCGGAGAGCAAAACUGAACUGAACUGGAGGCAUCAUGGGUUUUGAUUUUGUGUGUGGUUUCGAUCUUUCGAUUUUCGUUUUGUAAUCUGGUGCUGUGCGGUGCGGGGCGGUGCGACUGGCUGGCUGGCUGACUAUCUACGAUGAUAAAUACCUAUGGCGGGCGGAAAUGGGAACGAGAGUAUAGAGUUCCGAGAGGGAUACCGUGCGUUGAUGUGUCGGUUGUGAUGUUGUACUGAAUUGACUCGGGAGGUAGAGAGUGUGACGCCAGUCCUCGACGUGGAUAAUGGCCAUGUGUGUGAUGCGCGGUGAGGCCGGUUACCAAGCUCCCCACGCGUAUGUACUGUCUGAAAGAUCGAAUAUAUACGUACCCG